GCCAACACUGCCAGUGUUGCCAGACUGGCGGUGUGAUGUAAUUUGGUUUCUGUGCACCCUCUGAGAAUUAAAUUAAUAAUGUCACUAAAAAGUGUAUUUCUAAGUGCUCUUCGGAGCAUUACUCUGCCCGCUGUGCCGCUCCAGACUUCUAGGAUACACACGAGCGCUUGCUGGCGGAAGGCGGAGGACCGCAAGGAAAUGCUCGCAUCUUUACCGGCCAAAGACGAAGGAACCGUGGGUGAAAAGACCGUGGACAUCGAUACACUUAUUAACCGCAAGGCUAAGUUUUUCCCGGAUGCCAGCACCGCCACCACCUUAUUCAAUGGAACACCAUUUAACGAGCUGCCUAUUUGCAAUAUUCGCGUUUCACCCAACAACACAAUUAUUUCCGUCACGGAUCACAAAGGAGUCCUCCGUCUGAUACGAUCCUGCGGAAUUGAGGGAUUCAAAAACACCCGCAAGGGAACCAACAUUGCAGCUCAAGCCACUGCGGUUACCAUUAGUGGAAAAGCCAUUGAAUUGGGUUGGAAGACUGUGCGAGUGAAGGUCCGAGGUCUUGGUCCUGGAAGAAUGUCGGCCAUCAAAGGACUGCAAAUGGGUGGCCUGAACAUCGUUUCCAUAACCGACAACACGCAUGUUUCCUUUAAUCCUCCAAGGCCCCGAAAGCAGAGGAGUCUUUAAUGUUCAACUUGUUAAGACAACUUGUUUAAGAGCUAAAUACACAAAUAGUCGUUUACAAAGAAA
This is a messenger RNA of Drosophila teissieri, 744 nucleotides long. It is a transcript of the gene mRpS11, whose product is annotated as 30S ribosomal protein S11. Gene Ontology annotation, cellular component: mitochondrial small ribosomal subunit; ribosome. Bases 79 to 681 code for a protein of 200 amino acids. Gene Ontology annotation, molecular function: small ribosomal subunit rRNA binding; mRNA 5'-UTR binding; structural constituent of ribosome. Gene Ontology annotation, biological process: translation; maturation of SSU-rRNA from tricistronic rRNA transcript (SSU-rRNA, 5.8S rRNA, LSU-rRNA); ribosomal small subunit assembly. The record is from RefSeq and is a predicted model, not a curated record. Lineage: Eukaryota; Metazoa; Arthropoda; Insecta; Diptera; Drosophilidae. The transcript has 5 exons.